AUGGCGUUGCAACAGUCCAUGAAGCGAUUCACUCGCUCUAUCAACAGCAAAUACAUCUACGGACGGGUUCCUCUCCUCCACACCAUCGUCUUCCUCAUCGAGAUGGCGCUCGCUGCUCGGCUCACAGCCAGAUUCAACUCGUACUAUGACGAGCGACCACUGAUGACCAUGAUGGUCACCAACGCCAUCCUUGGUGGUAUUGCCGAUACUGUUGCGCAGACCAUUACUGCCUUUCGACAGCGAUCUCUGCUCAGGCCCAAUGAAAAAGACGACGGCAUGUCUAUCCCCCUCUCCGAUCUCGAUCGCAAGGGCGCCGUCUACGACCGUGGCCUCAUCCCCAACUCCAAGGCCCUGCCUCCCGCUUUCGAUUUCGAGCGCCUGACCCGAUUCAUGGCAUACGGUUUCUGCAUGGCGCCCGUCCAGUUCAAGUGGUUCCGAUUCCUCGAGCGCAUCUUCCCCAUCUCCAAGACCAGCGCCUUUGGACCUGCCAUGAAGCGAGUCGCUUUUGACCAGCUCAUUUUUGCGCCUUUCGGUGUUGGUGUCUUCUUCACAGUCAUGACCAUCGCCGAAGGUGGUGGCCGUCGUGCUGUUACCCACAAGCUGAAGGACAUGUACAUUCCCACCCUCAAGGCCAACUAUGUCGUCUGGCCGGCGGUGCAGAUUGUCAACUUCCGCCUCAUGCCUGUUCAGUACCAGCUUCCCUUUGUGUCGACGAUUGGUAUUGCCUGGACUGCGUAUCUGUCCCUGACAAACGCUUCUGACGAGUAG
Messenger RNA from Ilyonectria robusta, 768 nucleotides. RefSeq lists its product as uncharacterized. Lineage: Eukaryota; Fungi; Ascomycota; Sordariomycetes; Hypocreales; Nectriaceae. The record is from RefSeq and is a predicted model, not a curated record. The coding region runs from base 1 to 768 and encodes 255 amino acids. Gene Ontology annotation, cellular component: membrane; cytoplasm. The transcript has 4 exons.